Lytechinus variegatus (green sea urchin) is the source of this 587-nucleotide messenger RNA. RefSeq names its product gamma-glutamylcyclotransferase-like. Lineage: Eukaryota; Metazoa; Echinodermata; Echinoidea; Temnopleuroida; Toxopneustidae. The transcript has 4 exons. Gene Ontology annotation, molecular function: gamma-glutamylcyclotransferase activity. Bases 40 to 567 code for a protein of 175 amino acids. The record is from RefSeq and is a predicted model, not a curated record.
UGAUGAUAUACUUUAGAGGAGCAUAUUGUUUAGAAUAACAUGGACAGUGGUGCACUGAGUAAUGAUGGGGAUUCAUUUCUGUAUUUUGGGUUUGCCAGCAACCUGCUGAGAGCCCGUAUACACAUUGGUACCCCAACCGCGAAGCUUGUUGGGCCAGCUAAACUGGAGGGUUACAGACUUUGUUUUCAAGUGUACCCCGGAUGGAGUGUAGAAGAAAGUCUAUGGAACGGAGCCCCUGCCUCUAUUAUGGAGAGUCCUCAAGGUCACGUCUGGGGAGCAGUAUGGCGUCUCCAAAAAUCAGAUCUGGCUAAUCUAGAUCCGCCAGAAUCUAGUUACAAGGCAUUUGACGUCACGGUGACGUCACCAGAUGGUAUGGAAUACGUUUGUCGCACCUACCAGAUGAUGAAUGGCCAAGAGGAAGAACUUCCAUCGCCAUACUACAUGAAGGUCAUCACAGAGGGCGCCGUAGAGUCUGGCCUUCCAGAAACCUAUGUCGAGCUCUUAAGGUCAAUCAAGCACAAUGGACAGACUAACCCACCAGAUAUCAUGAAUAAAAUAUUCAAAUGAUCGAUUUCCUUGAUUUUAUC